This is a messenger RNA of Protopolystoma xenopodis, 366 nucleotides long. Lineage: Eukaryota; Metazoa; Platyhelminthes; Monogenea; Polystomatidea; Polystomatidae. The record is from the annotation of a GenBank genome assembly.
AAUUCCUUGAACAAAUCCGAUGAGAUCACUCUGACUUCGGCACCAACCAAAACGGGGGAUACCGAUUGCUGUCCAGGCAACAGUGAGACUACGGUCGCUGCAGACGCUACCGCUUCUAUAUCCGCUACUCUUCAACCUGUCGUCAACGCACACGAGGAUUCGGACAAUGAUGCGGCAGCGGAGGCAGCGGCUGAGCGCGGCUUGAUCUCAUUCGACGCACAACUGCGGCCAAUCGAGCGAUUUGGUGUCAAUAAGGCGGAAUCUAAUCGUGAAGAGUCUUUAGCAGAUGAGUUGGAAAUGGCUGAUGUAAGUUGGUACUUUAUUUUUACUGUCAAAAUGGCCAUCCAGCGCGCAGAAUUUGAAUAA